Molecule: messenger RNA, 408 nt
Organism: Porites lobata
Lineage: Eukaryota; Metazoa; Cnidaria; Anthozoa; Scleractinia; Poritidae
Source: the annotation of a GenBank genome assembly
AUGAUCAUCGAACGUUUCCUUGUCAGACAACAGUUCUCCCCUGAAGUGGUGCAUGCUGUUGUAAGCGUUAUCCACGAAAUGGUUUAUUGCACUAUUCACAGUCACGUUCAGUUGAGAAAAUCAAACUGGACUUCCGAACAAAAAAAUUCAUGCUUGGCCGAGGAGUUGGAUGAUACCUUGUAUUGGUAUUGCCGCGCUGCCCUUCAUCGAAUGAUUAAACUACAGAACGAGACUCUCCAGCAGAAAAAGGGUUGUGGGAAAGUGUCUACUGAACGACGCCCGAUUAUGGAGAAGGAAUUAGAACUAUUGAACCCUCUUGUAAUGAAAAACAAAUCUUCAAUUUCAGCAAGUCUCAAAAACUUGGAGGAAGGAAAUCUUUUCCACGGAUCGAGCUUCUUCCUUUUUUAA